Messenger RNA from Penicillium robsamsonii, 522 nucleotides. RefSeq names its product DUF4149 domain-containing protein. Bases 1 to 522 code for a protein of 173 amino acids. The record is from RefSeq and is a predicted model, not a curated record. NCBI's taxonomy places the organism in Eukaryota, Fungi, Ascomycota, Eurotiomycetes, Eurotiales, Aspergillaceae. The transcript is spliced from 3 exons.
AUGGACUCUUUUCUCAAGACAGUGGGCAAUCUCCUCCCAUAUCACCUUCUCUCCUAUGGUGCUCUCCUCGGAACAGAGCUCUAUCAGAGCUUUGUUAAUACUAAAAUAUGUUACCAAGCUUUACCAAUGAAGGAGUUCAUCGCCCUGCAAAAGCGCCUCUUCCCCAUCUACUUCGGAACGCAGGUCGGACUCACAGCGCUGACGGCAGCAACGCAUCCACCGUACAGCAUUUUAUCACUGGCUCAAGACCCAUGGAGUGUAGCUCCUCUGACCGUGGCUGGCUUGACCGGAUGUCUGAAUUGGUUCGUCUAUGGGCCUCGGACGACCACCGCGACGUUGGUAAGGAGGGCUAUACAAGAGAGUGAGGGCACCGAUGCCGACUCCUAUGCGUCAAAAGUGCAUCGGGCCAACCGCAAUUUCGCGCGAAAUCACGCAAUGGCUAUCCAUUUGAAUGCUAUUGCCAUGAUAGCCACUGUGUUUUACGGGUUCUCGCUGUCUGCUACGCUUUCAGUAGGGGUCUAG